UUUUGGGCGAACUGUUCUUUUAAAGGUCUCAUAAAAGUAGUCCAUGCGUUUUUCCAAGUCUUCUUAAGUCAUAUGAUUGCUUUGUUUGAGAAACAAACCCAGAACUUGGUUGUUAGGGUAAUUUUUUCCUAUGCAUUUUCGAAUCUGCAAUCAUGUAUGUAACACUAGAGAACCAACCGUGUUUGCCAUUAAACGUCGACCUCACUGUCAACCUUAGUUGUGUGGAAAAACAAAGCUCAGAUAUUUUGCAGAGCAUUUCUUUUCAUGUUUCACAGAAGAAAGAAAAUAAAGGGUUGCAACGACCCGAGGGUGAUUAAAGAUGACAAAAAAUUGCUUGCUUGCUUGCGAACUAUUGCUUGAAUGGAUUGUGUCGAGAAAAAAAAUGCACACCAAUUAUCUCAACUUUGCUUGUUUUGGUCCACGAGCCGGUAAAAGUGAGUCACACUUUCAGUUGCUAAUCAGCAAAUCUACAAUUUACCUCUAUUCAAAACAAGACAAAAGUGCCUAUAAAAAGCCAAUAUAAACUGUGUUUUUAAACAAGCGGUGGUUUCCAGGAGGUUCUGUAUGUGUUAUGAAACUCCACUGCCAUCAAUUUCACUUUCUGACAUUCCUGUAUGAGUCACAUUUGUCAAAAGCUCAUAAGUUAGCAGACACGGGGCUGAAUAACUCAUACUCUCCGCGGACUUUCUCGUGAACUUUCUUGAAACCUCUUACAUAAAUCCAUGCUAUGACUUGAUCUGUGUUGAAAAGCGGCAGGUGCGCCGGUCCAGAAGUGACGGAGCCAGCGGUCUGAUGAGCAAACAGUAAUGCUAGCGGAGAGUGAAAUGCUGGCGUGGUCUUGCUGUCUCUCAAACCAUAAUGGUGAACAUCUGCAUGUAGGAGUCGAUAUGUUCUGUUUGAGCGGACGGUCAGUUCCAUGAUAGAAGGCAAGCUGUAUACUAUCCAAACCAGGAGCCAAAUCAGAUUCCAGUUAUCUGGAUUUUUUUCAUUGUUGUUGCACUGUUAAAAAUUACCAGCAUUUCACAAUAAUUAACAGUAUUAUUUUACAGUAACUUGUUGUAAUUAAGUUUCCCUGUAAUAUCCCAAUGAAUACCUGUAAAAAACUAAAGUAUCCUUGGAUUUUACAGCAUUUAACUCUUAUUUUACAGUAAAAUCUUGCUAUCUAAAACCUACUGUUAUAUCACAACAAGGUCUGUAAUAUCACAGCAACACAGUGUAAAAAAUAAGUAUUUCACAGCAGUAAACAGUAUUAUUACAGUGAAAUAUUGUAUUGAAAUGUGCCCUGGGAAGUCACAUGACAUAACCGAUCUGUUUUGAAUUGAAAGCGCUGUCGUCGUGUCCCUCUUCUAUUCCGGGCUGAAUGGAGAAGGAGCCAUCCAAAAUCAUUUGGCGACACUGGCAAGCACGGUGAUACUGCUGGAGACGGAUGUCACUCUCUUCUGCAACAUGUAAAAAUGAGAGUGGAGUAAAAAAAUAGGAAUAAAGCUCUUGCUCAACGCUGCAGAGAAAGAAGACCGUGCACUGGAAUGGCAGGAGAGGCCAGACUGGCAAGAGGUCCUGUUGACCAAUACGGGUGUGUCAGGUGGGGCCCAGUAGAUUUGCCAGAGGGGGAGACCGAGGCAACAUUGGAGAAUAUAAAGAGGGAUCUGCUGAACAUCUACUCAGGCAUGCCAUCUAUUGUCUUUUUGGGGGAAGGAAUGAGUGGGGCAGAGAGAGCAGAACCAAUGAUGGAAAAGACAUGCAUCAUCCUGCGGAAAUACCUUAACAAAGUGCCUGCUGCAGCGAUGUCUGAGAUCAAACAAAGCUACAGGAGGCAAUUAGUUGAAGAGGACAGACCAUCCUGGAUUACUGUGCAACACUGGACAACCCAAAGAUCCGUGAUGUUCUGGCCUGCUAUGAUCCAGACUCUGACAAGGCUGCCUGCAUCCUGCUGCUCCUUAUGUUGUACUUCAGAGAGUUUGAUGCUUGAAGUUCAUCCAUGUGCCACUGCUGUGGACGUCAAUACUGCAGAACUCCCCGGAACCCCCUGCUUGAUCAUUCAAGGUGACAUGAUGAAGCCCUCUGGAUGGCUUAUAUCCAUCAAGGGACAUGUCGUGAUGGGCCCAUACCCUUUAUUUUUACAUGGAGUAGCACUUUCUUCAGCAGCUAUUACGUAUUCAACCUUGAGUAUCCUACCGCUGGAUCUUCGACACUGGAGUUCAUUCAAAGGUGCUUCCUGGGCAUCAAUCCUGAAAGAGGCUCAAAGACCAAGAAGCGGACAACUAUGAACCCUCAUGUGAGCACCCUUUUGAGGAAACUUAUUGACUUUGAGUGGGCACCAUAGUUUUUUUUUUUUUUGCAGCGGUAGUUGUCAGGCUCAGUUUUGAGUAGCCUUGUUCUUUUUGUAAUUUUUCCAGACAACUUUGCACUACAAUGCUGUUGCGUGUGACUCUUGAAGUACUUGGCAUCUGCUGUACAAUUGAAAAAUAUUUUUUUCUUAAUAAAUAUGCCAUUGGGCUAACGUUGACUUUACCUCAGAGUUUUUUGUUGGGGUGAGGGGGUUAAUUGUACAAUGAUUGUAAAUUCACAGUAAAUGGAAGCUUCAUCUGCAUUACUUUUACAGUAAGUUAUUGGACAAUUUUAGCAUGACUUCCACAGUA
This is a messenger RNA of Carassius auratus (goldfish), 2639 nucleotides long. RefSeq lists its product as uncharacterized. The record is from RefSeq and is a predicted model, not a curated record. The coding region runs from base 1527 to 2267 and encodes 246 amino acids. Lineage: Eukaryota; Metazoa; Chordata; Actinopteri; Cypriniformes; Cyprinidae. The transcript has 8 exons.